Sclerotinia sclerotiorum 1980 UF-70 is the source of this 1845-nucleotide messenger RNA. RefSeq lists its product as hypothetical. The coding region runs from base 1 to 1845 and encodes 614 amino acids. The transcript has 2 exons. Gene Ontology annotation, cellular component: kinetochore; kinesin complex; centrosome. Lineage: Eukaryota; Fungi; Ascomycota; Leotiomycetes; Helotiales; Sclerotiniaceae. Gene Ontology annotation, molecular function: microtubule binding. Gene Ontology annotation, biological process: microtubule nucleation; establishment of mitotic spindle orientation; chromosome segregation. The record is from RefSeq and is a predicted model, not a curated record.
AUGUCGGAAUUACCAUCUUCUCCGCCUUCGGAUCUAGUCGACGCGAUCGCAUACUACAAAUUACAAUAUGAGCAAUUGGAGGCGGAAUUGACCGAGUUUCAGGCGAGUUCGCAAGAGCUGGAAGCGGAAUUAGAGAAGGAUAUAGAGGCUGCGGAAAGGAGGGAAAGGACAUUGCGGGAGAAGGUAGAGAGUUUGGAAUUUGAAGUGGAAGAAUGGAAGACAAAAUAUAAGCAAUCCAAGAAUGAAGCAAAUGCCGCACAAAGUACAUUACAGAAGGAGAUCACUUCUUUACGGGAGGCGAACCGGGCGAUGCAUCUACAAUUGCGAGACAUUGAAGUUCAACAUGAUGACAUCGAGAGGCAGGCGCGAAAUACCUUUUCAUCCUUGGAGGACAUGGAAUCAAAAUUUAACAUGUCUAUUGAACGAGGGGUACUGAUGGAAGAAGAAAUCAAGAUUGGUGAAAAGGAAAGAGAACAACUUCGGAUCGAAACACAAAGAUUGCGCGAUGAGUUGUCGGAUUUGAAGGUAGAAGCAGACAUUAUGCAAGACAAGCUACGAAAACGACAAUAUCCAUCCAUCACGACAGAUUAUAUCACACCAAGUACUCCCUCAUAUGAGCCUUUUGGGACAUCGCCUAGAUCCACAGCUUCCUCUCCACUCAUCAAUACUCCACCAGACACAAAAUCUAUCUCCACGACAGAUACUAUUUCCGAAACUCCUACCCCUCCAUCCCCACCAAUGUCAGAAGCUUCCGCAACAGCACGAACCGGUAUGAACACACCGAUGAAUCUACCUCAAAGCAAACUCAAAAUGCCCACUGGAAAUUCAAGCUCAACAUCCAAGCAGGGCCUGUCUCGUUAUGUAUCUGGGACAGUACGUAAUUCCCGAGGAGCAACACCGAAUGGCAAUUCGAAAAUGAGGAGCGCGACGCCAGCAGUGAUUCGUCAAACAAAGCAAAAGGCACCACCUACACGCGGUUUACCAAAUUCAACAUCCCUUACACAUAUUCGAAGUCUUACGGCGCAAAUGCAAAGAUUAGAGCAAAGAGUUCAGUCUGCCAGGUCCAAAUUACCGGCACCUGUCAAUAGUCCCUCUCAGACAACAUCAGCUAUGGGUAGUAAUUAUAUGCCCCCCGGUGUUGCAGUACGGAAUAGGAACAGGACUGCAGGCAGUACCGCUAGCGCAAGCACCACAUCAUCCAUGACUGGAGAAGAAACCUCAACAAAACACCUUCCCCGAGUAUCCGUAUCUGGAAUCGGCAGACUCACAUUUGGACCGGUUGCAAAUAGAGAUGGGCACGAUAGUAGUCGACACAGUAGUAGGCCGCCCAGUCGACCAGGGAGUCGCGCCAGUGGCUCAAUUUAUGAUCGGCCACCAAGUCGAUCAACGGCUAGUCGCCCGGGCGCCAAGACCCCAACAUCUCAUUCUUCACAGUCACAAGUGGCGGAGCCGAUCAGGGCGAAAAGCAGUCUAGGGGGGAACUAUGCGGAUAAGCAUGGGGACGGACGACCUCAUACACACUCACAAAGUGUGUCACAUAUUGGGUAUGGCGUCGACGAGAACAGAGGAUCUGACUAUACGACUCCCUUGGGCCGAAGAGGAACUGUCAAUGGUUCCGAGGGUUUGAGCAUUACACCGUUAUCUGGACUUCCUCGUAGAAAAAGUGGCGGACAGUCUUUAUCGAUGUCGGGUCUACCUAUGCCUAGGAGAACGAGCACGAGUCAUGGAUUUCGAGAAGAGGACGAAAGGAUCAUUAAUCCCAGACAACCGGCGGGACUCAGUAAAGCUCCCACGCCACCAAGUGGAAGGCCGAGGAGAUUGAGUGGUGUAGGGGAAUGUUAUUAA